Messenger RNA from Nothoprocta perdicaria, 1586 nucleotides. RefSeq names its product sulfotransferase 1C1-like. Gene Ontology annotation, biological process: sulfation. Gene Ontology annotation, cellular component: cytoplasm. The transcript has 9 exons. NCBI's taxonomy places the organism in Eukaryota, Metazoa, Chordata, Aves, Tinamiformes, Tinamidae. The record is from RefSeq and is a predicted model, not a curated record. Gene Ontology annotation, molecular function: sulfotransferase activity. The coding region runs from base 290 to 1207 and encodes 305 amino acids.
CCCAAAGAUCAAAGUGAGUGCAGUGAGCAAUGUAUCCAGGAACUGAAGACACUGAAGCAUGAGAAAAAUCUCUGCCUAGUUUCUUUUCCCCUUUUGCUUUUUUUUUGCUUUUUAAUUUCAUGGGUCAGUGUCCAGCCACCWACUGGACUUCGUGAUCUGCUCAACGAAUCUAUAUAAAAACAGUUAUUUAUCAGCAUCAAACUUCAACGUACAACAACUCUGAACUCUGAAAAUAAGAAGUUCCAGGAGCAAAAUUCAGAGGAGCUCUACAAACACUUUUCAGUAUGCAAUGGCCUUGGAUAAAAUGGAAGAUCUGAGUCUGACAGUGACCAGAGCUGAGACAGAUGAAGUGGAAGGUAUCACCUUAGCAAAACCAAUAUGCAGCAUAUGGGAUCAAGUUUGGAACUUCAAAGCCAAACCUGAUGAUCUGCUCGUUGCAACCUAUGCAAAAGCAGGUACCACGUGGACACAGGAGAUAGUGGAUAUGAUUCAAAAUAAUGGAGAUAUUGAGAAGUGUAGACGUGCCAGUACUUACACGCGGCAUCCUUUCAUUGAGUGGUAUAUCCCAAAGUCUUCACCUCARAGUUACUCAGGCCUGGAAUUAGCUGAAGCUAUGCCUUCUCCACGAAUACUGAAAACUCAUCUCCCUGUGCAGCUGCUACCCCCCUCCUUCUGGGAGCAAAAUUGUAAGAUCAUCUACAUGGCAAGAAAUGCCAAAGACAACCUGGUGUCAUACUACCAUUUCCACAGAAUGAAUAAAGCGCUGCCUGAUCCUGGAAGCUGGGAGAAUUUUCUUGAGAAAUUCAUGGCCGGAAAAGUGCUCUGGGGGUCCUGGUAUGACCAUGUAAAAGGAUGGUGGAAGGCAAAAGAUAAGCACAAUAUUCUCUACCUCUUCUAUGAAGAUAUGAAGGAGAAUCCAAAGCACGAAAUUCAAAAGAUAGUGAAGUUUAUGAAGAAGGAUAUUGAAGAGGAGGUAUUAAACCAGAUAAUUCACUACACCACAUUUGACAUAAUGAAGGACAAUCCCAUGGCAAACUACACCAAAGAUUUUGUGGGAAUAAUGGAUCACUCCAUUUCCCCAUUCAUGAGAAAAGGGGUUGUUGGGGACUGGAAGAAUCAUUUCACUGUGGCACAAAAUGAGAAAUUUAAUGAAGAUUACAAGAAGAAAAUGGCUGAUACCUCUCUUGUUUUUCGCACAGAACUCUGAGCAUUAGGAAUGGGAAUUAUUCCUUGUGAUCUAUCAAUUUUUUUCCUGUUUACAUAUUUUGCUUUUCUUUCACAAAAUAUCUGCUCCCAAGAUUCCAAUGGAUUUCUUUCACGUGCCAUUGAUAUUUCACUAUCAUACAAUUGCCCAAAUUACGUGGGAGUUUAGGCUGCACUGCCUGAAGAAAACAAUGACUCCCUGGAUACCUCUCAAUYAUCUCUCCUAUGGUAAUCUUCAAUACGACUAAUAAUAUUUCAGAUAAGUUUUCAGCUUCUGUCACUGUAAAACUGUAUUUUGUAUUGCUGGCAUAUUCAAAUCAAUCUCUAACACUAAUUAAAGACAAAUGGGGGAAAAGYGUUAACAAAGUAAAAAAGAUGGUGCU